GUCAAAAAAGAUUUUUGCACUAAUUUUGCGUGCUAGGUAUAGUUAUUUCUGAACCUUUAGGAUACUACUGUAUAACCUAAGCAUGUAAACUCAAGUUAUUUUGAUCAUUCAUUAGUGAGUGAUGGAUGUCAUGGUUUGUAAUAAGCGAAGUAUGUAGUUCGGCUGGUUAAGCUGAGUAAUAUUUAGCAUGAAUAAAAAGCAUGUGCUGAUUGUACAAUGUCAGGUGAUGCUGGAGUAUCUAGAUUUGCAUCAUUCAUGCAUUAUGUAUAAUACUUUUCUAUGUUCUUAUAAGUGAACAGUGCUUAUUGGUUACUUAUUAGACCAUUAACACCUGCUAUGUGAACAUCUAUUCAGUGUUGACUGUCCCUGGACUUUCUCAUUCCAUCCACAAAGGGUCUGUGCAUCUAACAUGAUCACCAGAGCACCAAGCAAGGAGCCAUAUAUUUUCAAAGGAUUUAAGAGAACAUAUAUAUAGUAUAUAUUUAGGGCUUUUGGUUUGUAUUGGUUAGGGCUUUUCCACCAUCAUGCCUGCAGCUGCUGUUUUAACCCGCUCUUGCUUGCCGUGACGUCAACAGUACAUUUCCUUCCUGUUUCUUGUGUGGUGUGUCUACAAAGAAAGAUAAGGGAGCACAGCUAGAGCAGCCAUGGAGGACGAGAGAAAAAGUUGUUUACAGAAUGCUACAGAAGCACGGCUGUUGUAACGCGUUGGACGGAACGAAAAGCACCCCUAAGCUGUCAUAUUCCCGGCUGCUUAACUACUGGAAACAGCAAUGAAGUGAAACUUGUCCGUGCCUCUUUGGUUCUAUUUGAACAUGGAUGUUCAAACAUGUUGCCUUUUCAUAGAGCUUGAAGUGUUCUCUAAAUCAAACUAAAACUUUUUGGAACUGAAACCAACACCCUUAAGCCCGAAAAGGCCCACUGUGAUGACUUCUUAGGCCUAUUUUUGGUGUUCAACAUGGCCGCUGUGGUUCAGCAGACCGAGGGCGCCUGGGAUGGCGCAGUCAAACAAGAAGACGACUCUUUGCAGUUGGCAGAUCCAUCCUCUUUCCCGGCCGUAAUCGUGGAGCAAAUGCCACAUAGCCACCUGCUCAAUUAUUCGGGACUGACUUGUGACCAGCCAUUAAGACUGGGUUUGGAGCAAGAUACUGUUGAUGACAUGACACAACUGUCAGUGGAAGCUUAUCAGAGUGGUCAUGAAGAUGCCAUGAUGGAGAGUGCAGAAGCUGCUGAAGCCCUGAUGAACAUCGAUUCCUCCACUUCUCUUUCACUGGAUGAGAAGCAGAUCCCUCAAAUGUUUUUUUUGACGUCAUCUCUGGUAGAGGGUAACCAGUUUUUAACGGACGGUGUUGUCGGACAGCAACAGUGGAUCCACCUUCAAAAAGGAUCUUUACCAGAUGAUAAACCAAAGGCUAAAAAGGGUAGAAGACCCAAACGACCACGGGCACAUUCUCCAAUGCCGGACAUAACUAUUAAGAAGAGCAAGGACAGCAAAGGAAAUACAUUGUACCUUUGGGAGUUUUUGAUUGCUUUGCUGCAGGACAAGAACGCUUGUCCCAGAUACAUCAAGUGGACCAAUUGGGAAAAGGGCAUAUUCAAGCUUGUGGACUCCAAGGCCGUGUCACAGUUAUGGGGAAAACACAAAAACAAACCGGACAUGAACUAUGAAACAAUGGGAAGAGCACUUCGAUACUACUAUCAGCGUGGUAUCCUGAAUAAAGUCGAGGGUCAGAGACUGGUGUAUCAGUUUGCAGUGAUGCCAAAAAACAUCGUCUACAUAGGUGAUGACAGUGACGGCCCUGGUGGCAAUAAUAUCAACGUUUCAAACGAGGAUGAUGAUGAUCACUCCAGUGAGGCAUCCAUCAAUGAACUAACAUCUUUAAACUUCACCUCUCCCUCCCAAUCAAAAUUGCUCACUUCCAAAACACCUUCUAUGAGUACCAAAGUUCGGAAGGCUGUGAAUGGAGGCCAACGUAAGCCAGUUAACAACCCCAUUGAGGUUACAGGAGCCACCAAACCAGCCCGUUCAUUAGGUCUCAUCCAGCAACAGCAUCUACCCAUUGUUUCUGCAGAGAUGAUUAAAACUCUUCAGAAUGUCCAGUCCAUUCAACCAGGCCAGCACGGGUCGGUUUUCCGCACGGCUCAGCUGUUAGAAAGUCUUCGUGUUAAGCAAGAGACCGUUGAGGUCAAGCAGGAGCCGCUGGAGGUUCAGCAGGAUGGCCAGGCACCUCAGAUCGUUACGCUCCAACUGGUACCUGUAUCUUCCACUGAAGAGGGAAUGGAUGGAUCUGUAACUUCUCCUCAGUUCAUCAUGCAAGCAAUUCCAGAGACCAUCCCAGAGGAGAUGACCCUCGUAGUACAGAACGUCACCUUGGACAAGGCUACUUCUGAUCCUUGCCAAGAUUUUGUCAAGGAAAAGAGCGAAGAAGCCAUCAUCUCUAGUUCUGUGUCAAGUAGUGCCUCAGUAGUGACAUUUGCUGGAGGGCAACAGUUGGUUUCUCAACCUUCUGGUACCGUUAUCCGUUCUGUAGUCACUGCAACGGAACCAAAGAUAUCAGGUCAAAUAAGUGACCCCGACCCCGGAGAGGUCUGUGAAGCUCCUGAAAACUCCCUUGACGUCCCACAAAGUCCAAGCUUGGAUAAGAAGAACCUCUCGGAAAUAAAGGUGGAGCCAUUAAGUGUGGUCAUCUUUAAUGACUCAUGGGUGGGUUACACUUCCAGCGCAACCACAGAGUCGUCAGACUAGACUGAAACCUCAUUUUGUCUAAUGCCAUUAAGGCCUUACUCAUCACAUUCCUUUGGGACUUGCACAUGCACUGGAAUUCACAGGCACUCCUUUUUCUUUCUUUUUGCCUCUUGUUUUGUUUGCACCAGAUUUGCCUUGCUAUGCCAUGCAAAGAUUAUUUUUAGGCGGAUCACUGAUUCUUAUGCAGCUUAUUCUGGCCUUAAAUCCUAUUUUCCUUACUUAAGUGCCCUAAAUAAUGUACUGCAAUGUUGUUCCUCAGGGUUCUUCUCUGACACAACCAGUGAUGUGUCGAUAAUGUCGCCAUGAAAUGGACGGCCAAUUGCAGCCACUUUUUAUCGUUCACAGGAGAGCUAGGCUCCCGGCUUAAUGAUAGCUCCUGGAUGGUGAUGGUCAAAUGAAUUAGUGAUGCUGUACGUGAUGCAUAUCUUCUUGGUAAAGAAGCAUGAGUGCAGACAUGUAGGUAACUGAUUCAUACCUGGAUCAAAUGUGUGACUUGGCUAUAAAUAUUUAAAAAAAAAAAAAGAUGCUGUAUUUUUAUUGACCAAAUAAAUUUUCUUGCUAAAAAGCUAUAUGUUUUAAAAGCUGAUCAUGUGCUGUUGACUGUAUUGCUGUUAAUGUUAUUUGAGAAAUAUAUUGUAUGUGACCAAAAGGAACUGAAAAUUCAGGUGUUGCAUCAACGUGACAAUCAUUUCAUGUUACUUUACUCACUAAAUAUGUAUAUUCUGUUCGAAAGAAGUUGCUAAUGAUGCACUGCAGCCUGGUUUGAGAUGAAUUCUAUUGAGAUGGAAAAGCAAGUACUGAGCUAUAAACAUUCCUUACCACAAGAUGCUGCAGUUCAUAUUAUUUGUAUACAUUUUAGGAUCUGUCCAGGGCCUGCCUAACUUCAUUUGGACUUGUGUUAAAAUCAUGUUUUCGGUUAAAUGGAAUUUGGGUCCAAAAUGGAAAUUUAAAAUUUGGGGUUCACUAUUUAGAUUUCAAAAACAAGGAACUGGAUCUGGAACUUUCUGGAAGCACAUAUGCAUUUGGCCAUGCACAUGUCCAAACUUUUACGAGGUACUUAACACGGUGUCUUUUGUUCCAUCCAAACGUUUGAUUACAAUGACUGCAUGUUUAAAAUACAAUGACUGAAUAUGAAGCUGUAUGCCUCCAUCAUUACCUACUAAUACUGGGUCAUCUCUUUUUGUAUAUGCCAGUUCUUUAAUCUAUAAUCUUCCUUGUUUGUUUCUGUGUUACAUGCUGUAGUACUGAUAACUGUAACGAAUGAAUGUGACUCCCAAUUUUUUUAUUGCAUUUUUUUUUUUUUAUUGGAAAAGCCUGUACAAUGCUCCUGGAUAUCAAAGCCAUAAUGUUGGUGUUUCUAAUUAAAUAUCAUUGAAAAUGUC
Ictalurus furcatus (blue catfish) is the source of this 4125-nucleotide messenger RNA. RefSeq names its product ETS-related transcription factor Elf-1. Gene Ontology annotation, molecular function: sequence-specific DNA binding; DNA-binding transcription factor activity, RNA polymerase II-specific. Gene Ontology annotation, cellular component: nucleus. The transcript has 8 exons. The record is from RefSeq and is a predicted model, not a curated record. The coding region runs from base 956 to 2743 and encodes 595 amino acids. NCBI's taxonomy places the organism in Eukaryota, Metazoa, Chordata, Actinopteri, Siluriformes, Ictaluridae. Gene Ontology annotation, biological process: regulation of transcription by RNA polymerase II; cell differentiation.